Messenger RNA from Rubroshorea leprosula, 509 nucleotides. NCBI's taxonomy places the organism in Eukaryota, Viridiplantae, Streptophyta, Magnoliopsida, Malvales, Dipterocarpaceae. The record is from the annotation of a GenBank genome assembly.
AAUAUUUAAAUAAAAACAAAUAAAAUUACCUAACUAUCCUCACCCACCCAAUCCCUCUUCUUCCCCUUCUUUCUUUCUCUUUCUUUCUUUCCUGCCUUGGGUUUCCACUUCCGAUGGCUGCGACGAACCCAGCCUACUGGGUCUCAUUGAAACGCAACAAGGGAGACCCAGCCAGGCUGGGUUUGACGAGACCCAGAUCUGCUGGGUUCCGUCGAACCCAGCAAGGUUGGGUCUCGUCAAACCCAACCUGGCUAGGUCUCCCUUGCUGGGUUCUAACGAGACCCAGCCUAGCUGGGUUUCCCCGAACCCAGCAAGGCUGGGUUCCGACGAACCCUGCUGGAUCUCGUCAAACCUAGCCUUGCUGGGUUUCCCCGAACCCAGCUGCUGUGUUCGACAAGACCCAGCUGGGUUCCGAUGAAGCCAGUUUUGCUGUUUUGACGAUGGAUUCAUGUUUUUUCAUUCUUCUUUCGAUUUUCAUUUCCAAUUGUUAAUAAAUUUGAGAGUUGAUU